This is a messenger RNA of Polyodon spathula (Mississippi paddlefish), 1035 nucleotides long. RefSeq names its product mitotic-spindle organizing protein 1. The record is from RefSeq and is a predicted model, not a curated record. Lineage: Eukaryota; Metazoa; Chordata; Actinopteri; Acipenseriformes; Polyodontidae. The coding region runs from base 30 to 245 and encodes 71 amino acids. The transcript has 3 exons. Gene Ontology annotation, cellular component: centrosome; gamma-tubulin ring complex; interphase microtubule organizing center. Gene Ontology annotation, biological process: mitotic spindle assembly; microtubule nucleation by interphase microtubule organizing center; gamma-tubulin complex localization.
UUACACAAGUCAAAUGUAGAAAUAUUACAAUGGCUAGUGCAGCAAAUCUAAACGCUGUGCGAGAGACUAUGGAUGUUCUUCUGGAGAUCUCAAGGCUUUUGAACACUGGCUUGGACAUGGAGUCACUUUCCAUUUGUGUUCGCCUUUGUGAGCAAGGAAUCAAUCCAGAGGCCCUUUCUUCUGUAAUAAAGGAGCUCCGUAAAGCUUCAGAGGGAUUAAAGACAUCUGAAAACAGUACAAGCUAAUGAAGACAGAGAUAGCCUUGUAUGAACAAAACGGACACCAGCCCCAUCCACAAAGCUGAAAAACCUGCCUGAAUAACGGAAGCUUUGUGCAUCUUAAAGAAGUUACACUAAACAUUUCUGUUUCACCAGAUACCGUCUAGGUAUUUCUAUUUAUUAAAAGUGCCACUGAAUGAAUGUGACUGUGAUUAAUGCAUUCUACCACUGAAGUAUUUUUUUUGCUAAUAUCCUGUUAGUGUUGUCACAGUAUUUCAACCUAACUGUUAAGUGGCAUGUACCCAAAGUUAGAAAUGAAAGCACAUUGUAACCUCCCUUUAAUUGCAUAAGAUGCCGUGCUAAUGCACAAUAUAGGCUACAUUUGAAUCUAACUUUUUUGUUUUGAUCUUUUUGCAAUUUUCGUUACUUUAUUAAAUGGAAUGAAAUUAAUUAUUGAAAGAAUAAUAACGAUAAAGAAUAAUUUCCAUUGCUAUAUAACAGACUUCAGUGGGACGCUGUUGUGUACUUUGCAUGUUUUUUUACUGCGAUAUCCUCCAAAUGUUGAUUCCUAACCGUUACUGCAACACAUCUCCACCUGCUUGCUUUUUAUUCCUACAGCUGCCAAAGUUCAUGCAUUCAAUUAACUAAUACAGUAAGAAACCUUAAGCUAUAAACAGAAUAGCUAGUAAGACUACCAUUGUAUUGCCACCGAUCUUAUUUGGUCACACCUGGGCUUAAUUAGACGUAUCUUAGGGCAAGGUUUCCCAAACUGGUAGAAGGGAGCAAGAUAAUUUCAAAGGGGCUGCAACACAUAGAU